Molecule: messenger RNA, 588 nt
Organism: Helicoverpa zea (corn earworm)
Lineage: Eukaryota; Metazoa; Arthropoda; Insecta; Lepidoptera; Noctuidae
Gene: apn
Product: protein apnoia
Exons: 3
Coding region: 26-466 (146 amino acids)
Source: RefSeq, a predicted model, not a curated record
CCGAAAUUAUUAAGUGUUAGCCAAAAUGUGCAACAAACUCACCCUCUUGACUCUGACGUACGUCGUCGUGUUCGUCUCGGUAGUGCAGUGUGAUAGCGUUGAAAGCAAGGAUUUCUUUAGCGAAGGCACAAGCGUCGGCCGUACGUUUGGUCACAAUGCUCUCAAACGCCUGUCGUUCAUCUUCUUACCAGUGAUGUUCACCUUGGGUGUCAUCUCCACACUCCUGAUGGCACUCGCCGUCAUCUCUGUGAAGAACUUAGCCAUUGGAGUAAUGCUGCUUAUUGUGGCUGUCAGUCAGGCUGUAUCCAGGCUGUUCUUAUCAGCUGCAUCGCCGGCCUCCUUGGUUCACCUACACCCUCGGGCUGAGCUGCUGCCAGCGCCCGCCAUCCCCGCCCCCUGGCCAGCACCCGGCCCUCUACUCUCGCCCUGGGCCAGAUCUGACAACGACGCCCCUAUCUCUGACUAGAUUAUCAAUAUAACUCCAGUGCCUGCUAGGAAUGUAUGAAGAAAGUCAUGAAGGAAUAUAGAGCACAGAAACUUUGCAAAUACUUAUACACUGUGCACGACAUAAUUGUCAUUUGCGAGACG